Messenger RNA from Schistosoma bovis, 2814 nucleotides. NCBI's taxonomy places the organism in Eukaryota, Metazoa, Platyhelminthes, Trematoda, Strigeidida, Schistosomatidae. The record is from the annotation of a GenBank genome assembly.
AGAUCAACGAGCGCGGCCUUCAAGUUAUGGGUGAUCGGCCUGCAGGUCAACAGUUGCCAGUGCCCGUCCGGAUACCUCUGUCCAGUAUUCGUGCACAGACAAGGCCUCUCGGAAAUAUUGUCCCUGCCAACGUCCCUCGACCACCCAUGGUUAACCAGGUGUACUUGCUUCCUAAAUCUGGGAUAACUAAUAAUGUCCUUCCAAGUGCUCCGAGUGUGAUGCAAGUUAGGAGUUUGGCGGUUGGACAAACUGUACUCCAACCAAACGGUGUACUUGCUACCACUCCUGUCAUGCCAAGAGUUGUCACAUCUCAGUCGGGUUCCUCAACUAAAUUGGUGGGAUUUUUUAACCAGUUGUUAGAACUAUCAAAGAAUGUCUCAGCUAGCACUCAUAGCUCAGUAGCAACGCUAAUUCAAGCAUUAGUGAAUGGAGAACUUGAUGCCAGUUCGUUCAGUGCACAACUACGUAGCAAUCUUAAAAGUGCCAAUCCUGGUAUGGACCUCGCCCCAUUCAUAAAGGACAACAUAGAUUUACUUAGGAGAGAUCUAGCUAAUGGUGUCUGUCGUCUCCCAAACAUACAACCUCCCCCAAAAGAUAUCUUCACAGGUGUACCCACUGCAGUCCCUGUUUCGAUCGUAACAACAUUACCUACCGUAGGUCUUCAGCCCCGUCCUAAUGCUGCGGUCUCUACAACACUAGUUUCUUCAACAGUUCCCGUUGGCCCUCGCAUUACUCUACCGACGAAUACAACUCCUCGCAUAGUAGGCACACUCAUGUCAUCAGUUUCGUCACCAGUUAUUCCAACUAGUCCUGUUACUGUUCCAACACCCCGAACACAACCCCCACUAUUGGCUCCUGCUCCUCCCCGGACAUGUAUUACGUCUGUCGUAAACUUUGAUGCAGCUUCAAGUUCUAACACCGGUACGAAAUAUCGUUUGGCUCAAUCUUUUAGUGGUGUUUCAUCUUCAACGUCUGUCGUAUCUAAUGCAACCGCCGCAACAGUGGUUUCGACACGUUUCACAUCGACUAUUAACGGUACGCGUCCGAACUAUCAAAAUUUGCGACCAAUUAUUGCUUCGUCCACUUCCACAGCAUUGGGUAUCAACUUAGCGUCGAUAAAAUCAGUUGCUGGUGUUUCUGCAUCCGUACCCCCUGUAAUUCGUGCUAAAUCUGGAUAUGCUAACACUUAUUCUCCUGGAAUUCUACCCGCUGUUCACAACAAAGUAGGCUCCAAUGUCCUAUCCUUGAAUGGAUCUACGGUAUUAAUAGAAGGUGUGGACCGAAAACAGAAUGACCUCUCGUUUUUGAGCGACGAUAUUCGUCACCCCGCUAUGUCACCUACACGUGACAACCCAUUUUUCCCAUCAGAAAAAGUUAAGGAAAUAUUAGAAACUCAUGGCAUAAAAACACUAACAGAAGAAUCUAUCGCGUGUCUCGCACACGGUUUGCAGAUAUUCAUCAAAAAUAUUUUAUCAAAGUUGAGGAUUGUAGUAUCACAUCGACUCGAUCGUUUAGGAGAGGAUUCUCGUUUGGUUCAAACAGAUCACACGCGUGAACAGUUGAGGUUUCUUCAGAAGUUGGAUGAGCAUGACCGAAUGAGGCAAUCGGAGUUAGAAAAGGAUCUAAUUUUGAAGGCUGCAAAAGUAAGUUUCGAAGUACAUAUCUUGUAAGGUAAUCUUAUUUAACUUCAUUUACUUGCCGAAUACUGACUUGUUUUUGCAAAUUAUAGGUGUCUUGUAGACAAGCCCCUUGUAGCGUAACGUCAGCUAAUAUUGGUAAAAUGAAUUGUGCGGGAGUCUCUAUUUUACGCUUUUCGUCCUCAUUGGUUAAUUUAAUGUUUUCACCUUUCAAAACAUAAAAUAAAUCACUAUUUUUUUGCACUUUUCUAUUUUUAGUCGCGUUCUCGAAAUGAAGAUCCUCAUCAAAUGCAGAUGAGGGAAAUGGCUCGACGGAUAGCGUCUGAAGACUAUGAACGUGAAAAGCAACAUCAAGCCAAUCUUACAGCUCUUCACGCUAUCGGCCCACAACGCAAGCGUCGUCUAGAUACUUUAGAUGAAAUGGGCAACUCCAUUUCAACAGAUAUUUUGGGAGCCUCUCUUCCAACAAGAGAUGGUGUGACAAAUUUGGUGAGUGCCCUACCUGCUGCUACUGCUAAUCGCCUUUCUAUUGUCAGUGCCAGUCGACUAGGUUUGGUAACAUCAGGACCAAAUCUAACGCAACUCAAUUUAGAAGCUUUGCCGGCAAAUUCAAACUCAUCGGUCUCCGGUGUCGGUGGGACUGGUGAUAACAUGCCAAAUACAUCUGGAUUUUCAUUAGCACUCAGUCUCAGGGCACAUCGAGCAACUCUCAGAGAUAUGCAGGUCAUACUUUCUCGUACACCGAGGCUUCGUCGUACACGUACUUACUAUAGGACGUAUUGGCGCUCUCAGCCUUAAGAGUCUUUUCUUUGUUUCUUAUUUUUAUUUUUGCAUAGACUUGAUUUCUGAUUGUAAUAUGAUUUAAUUAUUAGUUGGCUAAUUUUCCUAAAACGUUCCCAACCUAACUUGUAUCAUAAAAUCUUUGUACAUUAUGACUUUUCGCAGUAGCCUACUUCGCUAGGCAUCUGGGGUUCUAUGUAUAUAUAUUUACACACACACACCGUAAUAUUGUAUGAAAUGUGAUGUUAGUUCCAGAUUCUUUUUCUCUACUAAAUGUGAGAUUUCUUGUAUUUUUUCAUAACGCAUGUACAUUUACCAAUUCCACGUAUACUUCGUUCGCUGUACAUAAUUUUCGACUAUCCUAUUCAGAAAAUAAUAAACCUGUUAUUUCUUUAGU